UGUACUAGGCCAAAACACAAAAAAAAAUUUUGACUGACAGGUAAACAAAAAUUCAAUCUGAAAGUUUGCAUUGUGUUUUGAUUUGAUUUUCACUUGUUUUUCGAGAUAAAUAAUCUUUAACUACUGGGUAACAAAUUAGAAGAAAUAACCUUAUUAUCUAAAAAUAAAUAAAACAAAAAUAAAUAACAAUAUCCACUGGGAGUUAAAAAAACCAUUGCUACUUUUCAUCUAUUUAAGUACUAUUAGUUUUUACAAUGACUGAAGAACGCAAGAAAAUAUCGCCAGAGCAACUGAAUAUGCUUGUAAACGAAAUUUUGAACGACAAGUUGCUGAGUGCUAUGAGAGGACGUAACAAAACCAGGAACACUUUAUAUAAACAGAAAUGGGAUAUACUAACAAACAAAUUGAAUGCGCUUGAAAAUGGCGCGCAGAGAAGUGUUUCUAAAUGGCAACAGACAUGGAGGGACUUCAAAUCCAAUACAAAGAAGAAGGCCAACAGGGGUCCCUCAUCAGAGCUAUCUGAACUAGAGCUUCAAGUCCUCCGAAUGGACAACUUUUCCCAAGUCAGAGAAGGAAUUGAUAUAAGAUCAAUACUAGAAGUGGACCCUCUAUCCUCCGAUGAAGAUCCUUCAGACCAUGAUAGCUUGGUCACACCGGAUAUGGUCACAGUAUAUUCUAAUAAUGAAAACAGAGGCAAUGUAAAAAGAUCCAAUUCAGACAAUGAAAAUGGUAAUAUUAAAAGGCAAAGAAUUCACCUGUUCCCUGAUGCAAAUCUGGCCCAACAAACUGCGACCGCUCUGUCUAGUCUGGUAGCUCUAGAAACAUCUAGAAAAGAAGCUGAUGAUAGAAACGCGAAACUUCUAGAAGAUAUUCGAACUAAUGUAAUCAGAUGUAAUACUAUUUUAGAACAACAGUUAGAGGUCUUUAAUAAAGUGUUAGCUUUACUGAUAGAGAGGGCUAAUGUAAGGUAAUUAAUGGGAGGAUGGAAUACUUUGUUUUAUAAAACUUUUAUAACAAUACAAGUAGGUGAAUACCAGUUUUAUUACUUUUCUUAAUGUUUAUUACUUAUAAUAAAAAUAUUUAAGACCAGAAA
Messenger RNA from Pectinophora gossypiella (pink bollworm), 1093 nucleotides. RefSeq lists its product as uncharacterized. Bases 255 to 971 code for a protein of 238 amino acids. The record is from RefSeq and is a predicted model, not a curated record. Lineage: Eukaryota; Metazoa; Arthropoda; Insecta; Lepidoptera; Gelechiidae. The transcript has 5 exons.